This is a messenger RNA of Camellia sinensis, 1277 nucleotides long. Lineage: Eukaryota; Viridiplantae; Streptophyta; Magnoliopsida; Ericales; Theaceae. The record is from RefSeq and is a predicted model, not a curated record.
CGACCUCCCGCGAGCGGGGCGAUUUGCUUGGCGGCUACUGGAGAGCCUGGGAGUUAUGGGUCUAUGUAUACUUCCCAUCAUUAGCCCCAGAGCUGGAGGUGGUAGGGAUUCCCGUGACCCCAUAUUCAUUGAUAUUCGAGGGCCCGCACCGGCCGAGGCCUCGAGAGACCCUCCUUCGCCUGCGACAGUAUUUCGACACUGUGCGACAUUCAGAGAUUACAUGGCAGCCCUGGGUGUCCCUGGGUGACGGCCUCCGACUUCAGUAUACCGGAGCGUCGGAUAUCUCCCAAUAUAGGGUCCUGCUCGAAGGGCCGAUUGGCAGGGUAUGGUUCUUGGGUGAACGCUUUCUGCGCCAGGUAUGGAGGUAUCUUUCUCAGGAUAUUCCCGCAGUACCUCCAGCCAGUAUGCGGACUGCUGACAGGCUCUCUUACUCAGAGGUAGUCGGCGCCAUGCUGGGUACUGAUGCCUUGCUAUAUAUUGAGGAGGGGGACUACGCCACUUACGGUCACAUAUAUUUGAUGCCUCCAUUGACGGAAGCUCGUAUCCCGAUGAUGAGGCCCGCCGGUAUGUCAUCCUCGGACCAGGCUCGGGCUCGGGCUGCAGACGCCCCUUCUACUAGCAGGGCCGGUACGUCUAGAGGUGGGAGUAGACCGGUUCCUCCGGCUCCGUCGGUUCAUCCUCAUCCCGGAUGGCCAGAUAUGCCUACUGAGUUGAUGGCAUGGCAGUAUGGGGCUAGCUUUCCGACUCCGAUUCCACUAGAGCCUCCGAUGCCCAGUGAUCGAUACGCCAUUGAUCCGGACUCACCGCCGGUAUGCUCCACUUCUUUUCAUUCAUCAUUCAGAUGUUUAGAUACUCUUCUGUUCACUGAUGAUUAUGAGCUCAUUUUUGCAGCCAUCCCAAGGAUGCCUACAUGGUCCGGUCAGCCGCAGGCUAGGCCACCUGGGCCUCAUUGGGGAGCUGGGCCAUCUGGGUCUUUUCAUGGAGCGGGGCCGUCUCGGCCUUCCCGAGGAGCCGGGCCUUUUAGGCCUUUUCGGGGAGCUCGAGGAGGGCCUGUCCGCAGACGCAGGGCUCACGUUGUGGAGGUGGAGCCUGAUGAGGAGGAGGAGGAGGAGGCCACAGAUCGUCAGUCCGAGACGUUCGCCGGGGAGGAGGAGGAGGAGUCUGAGGGGAAUCCUGAGGAUGACGACGCUGACUCAGAUGAUGAUGAUGAUGCUGUGGAGAUCGUCCCGCAAAAGAGGACGAGGCUUGCUUCUCGUUCCCGCUCCCGAGGACUUUGA